This is a messenger RNA of Papaver somniferum (opium poppy), 678 nucleotides long. RefSeq lists its product as uncharacterized. The coding region runs from base 1 to 678 and encodes 225 amino acids. Lineage: Eukaryota; Viridiplantae; Streptophyta; Magnoliopsida; Ranunculales; Papaveraceae. The transcript is spliced from 2 exons. The record is from RefSeq and is a predicted model, not a curated record.
AUGAUAAAUGGGCCUAUAGACCCAAUUCGACCAGAAUUUGAACUUUUGAACUCAGCAGGACUUGAGUACCACCGUUGGGUAGUUGAUGCGGAAACCAUCUUUGUGGCAAAAGACUUCACCUCCACUAUCAAGCCAUAUGCCGACGCUGCUCCGACAACUGAGAAAGAAAAAGCUCAUACUCUUAUGUUCCUUAAGAGACAUAUCGAUCCUAACCUACGAUGGGGUUAUCAUCACUUGAAAACGCCAAAAGAGCUAUGGGAUGCUCUAGAUAACCGUUUUGGAAACAUUCAUGAUUCCUUAAUACCACAAUUGAACGUCUUGUGGAACGAAAUCCGCUUCCUCGAUUAUGUAAAAGUGAAUGAUUUCCAAAAAGACAUGCUGCAAAUUCAGGAACGUAUGGACUUUUGUGGAAAGAAACUUACUGAUGAGGAAAUGAUUCAGAAAACCCUAUCGACCUUUCCCACCUCUUCCAUGAUACUAGCGAACCAGUAUCGUUUAGAGGUCGAUAAUAAAAGAAUCACCACAUUCAGUAGGUUGAUAAACCUACUGCAAGUGGCCGAAAGGCACAAUGAGAUUCUUAUCAAUAACAAUGCCAGAGCUGCCGGGAAAAAGAAAGUUCCCGAAGCUAACCAUGGCAAGGUCAAUAAGGCAAAGAACCCCAAAGGAAAGAGGGCUUGA